GAGAGAUGGCUAAGAGCAGUUCCACUAGAAACAAAGAGGCCAAGAAAGAAAUACUCUUACCUGACUUGUGGGUCACUCACCACCAAGUCAAUGGUAGCGGUCGACCUAAUAAUUCGUACUACAUGAAUGUAAGAACAAGACAAAAGUUUUACUCUAAAAUAACAUUCUACAGACACUUCCGUAAAUUGGCGGAUGAGUCACAUGAUUACGUGAAGAGCGAAAGCUGGCUUAAGAGAGAAACAGCCGAGGAAGAGAAGGAUCAAGUGUGUUCAAGGUGCAAAGAGAUUGGACAUAACUGCAUUACUUGUCCUUAUCCAAUCAUCCUCAAGAUUAACCCUUAUGCGGGAACAAGGAUUCGUAGGUGCAGUAGAUGUCACUACCUCGGCCACAAUGUCCGUACAUGUCGUCGAGCCGUUUAAUUAAAACUAGUUGUGUAAUUCAACGCACAUUUGAAAAAACUAUUUUUUUGUUUGUGGUUUCAUGUUUUGUCUG
Messenger RNA from Capsella rubella, 492 nucleotides. RefSeq lists its product as uncharacterized. The record is from RefSeq and is a predicted model, not a curated record. The transcript is spliced from 4 exons. NCBI's taxonomy places the organism in Eukaryota, Viridiplantae, Streptophyta, Magnoliopsida, Brassicales, Brassicaceae. The coding region runs from base 6 to 419 and encodes 137 amino acids.